ACCACUGGCUCCUCUCCAGGGAUGAGGGCGGUGGGAUGCGGCAGGUCACGGGGACCAGCUAAGCCACCUGCCCCUUGAAGGCUUCGUUCGCCGUGUGCCUGGACACUGCUGUGUCCUUCCCUGGCUACUCCUUCACGCCUCUCCUCGCUCCCACAUUGUGGGUGUCCAGUCCCCCUUGUUUACGGAAGGGGGUGGGGGAAGAAUCGAGGGGGAGGCAGCCUGCAUCCAUCCCAAACAGAAGUCUUGGCGUGUGACUCAUCAGCUUGGCUUUAAAGAUCUCCGUUGCUUCAUUCAAAGGAGCGCACUCCUCUUCAGAGGAGCCCCAUGGUUGUUCCUGUCUGCUCCAAAGAGGAUGGAUUGAAAGCUGCGUCUUCUGGGCGUUGCUUGAGGCAGUGCUGAUCUUCAUGGACAUGAUGGGGCUUUUUCACUGGAUUAUUGCCAGGAUUAGUUUACACACUGAAACCGUGCGUUGUUAGGCCUUGCUGGCUGCAAGUUAUGUUUGUCUUGUGUUCAUGUAAAGUUUCUGUGGAGAUUUGGGUUAAAAAUUGUGGCGGGUAGCCUGCAUCAGAAGAGAUUCUCUUCCUCCCUGGUUGUUGUGACAACCGCAAUCUGUCCUCGAUGCCUUCAGCCUUGGCCAUCUUCGCUUGCCGCCCGAACUCUCACCCGUUUCAGGAGCGCCAUGUCUACCUGGACGAGCCCGUCAAAAUUGGCCGCUCAGUGGCCCGCUGUCGGCCAGCUCAGAAUAAUGCUACUUUUGACUGCAAGGUGCUGUCCAGGAACCAUGCACUUGUCUGGUUUGACCACAAGACAGGCAAGUUCUACCUUCAAGACACUAAAAGUAGUAAUGGUACCUUUAUAAACAGUCAGAGACUGAGCAGAGGAUCUGAGGAAAGCCCACCAUGUGAGAUAAUGUCUGGUGACAUCAUCCAGUUUGGUGUAGAUGUGACUGAGAACACGCGGAAAGGUAAGGUUACCCAUGGAUGUAUAGUCUCCACAAUUAAACUAUUUCUUCCAGAUGGUAUGGAAGCUCGACUACGAUCAGAUGUUAUCCAUGCUCCGUUACCAAGUCCUGUUGACAAGGUUGCUGCUAACACUCCCAGUAUGUACUCUCAGGAACUGUUUCAGCUUUCACAAUAUCUACAGGAAGCCUUACAUCGGGAACAAAUGUUGGAACAGAAGUUGGCCACCCUUCAGCGACUGCUCGCUGUCACGCAGGAAGCUUCAGAUACUAGUUGGCAGGCUUUAAUAGAUGAAGACAGGCUGCUAUCACGGCUAGAGGUUAUGGGAAACCAAUUACAAGCUUGUUCAAAAAAUCAAACAGAAGACAGUAUACGAAAGGAACUUAUAGCAUUACAGGAAGACAAACACAAUUAUGAGACAACAGCCAAAGAGUCCCUGAGGCGGGUCCUACAGGAGAAAAUUGAAGUGGUCAGAAAGCUCUCUGAAGUGGAGCGAAGUUUAAGUAACACGGAAGAUGAAUGUACUCACCUGAAAGAAAUGAAUGAGCGGACUCAGGAAGAAUUGAGAGAAUUAGCCAAUAAGUACAAUGGAGCUGUAAAUGAAAUUAAAGACCUCUCUGACAAACUAAAGGUUGCAGAAGGAAAACAAGAAGAAAUCCAGCAGAAGGGCUUGGCUGAGAAAAAAGAAUUGCAACAUAAAAUAGAUGAAAUGGAAGAGAGAGAACAAGAACUUCAGGCAAAAAUAGAAGCUUUGCAAGCUGACAGUGACUUCACCAAUGAACGGCUAACUGCUUUACAAGUACGGUUAGAACAUCUUCAAGAGAAAACUCUUAAAGAACACAACAGUUUAGGCAUACAAGUUGAUGACUUCAUACCUAAAAUUAAUGGGAGCACAGAAAAAGAGCACUUUCUUUCAAAGAGUGGAGGGGACUGCACUUUUAUUCAUCAGUUCAUAGAAUGCCAGAACAAGCUCAUAGACGAGGGACAUCUAACCAAAGUGGAAGAAGCAAAGCUAUUAAAAGAGAACCAAGCAAAAGCAAAAGAAUCUGAUUUGUCAGACACACUCAGCCCAAGCAAGGAGAAAAGCAGUGACGACACUACAGAUGCCCAGAUGGAUGAACAAGAGCUAAAUGAACCUGUUGCUAAAGUAUCGCUUCUAAAAGAUGACUUGCAGGGUGCACAAUCAGAAACUGAGGCUAAACAAGAAAUUCAGCAUCUGCACAAGGAGCUGAUUGAUGCCCAAGAGCUUGCUAGAAUAAGUAAACAAAAAUGUUUUGAACUUCAAGCAUUAUUGGAAGAAGAGAGAAAAGCAUACCGACUGCAGGUUGAGGAGUCCAGCAAGCAAAUACAGCUUCUACAAGCUCAGCUACAAAGGUUACAACAGGAUAUUGACAAUCUUCGUGAAGAAAAAGAGAAUGAAAUUUCAAGCACUCGGAAUGAAUUGCUCAGUGCUCAGGAUGAAAUUUUGCUUCUCCAACAAGUGGCAGAAAAGGCUGCAUCAGAAAGAGACAUUGAUAUUGCUACUUUGCAAGAAGAGCUGCAGAAGGUGCGGGGUGAGCUUGAGCGAUGGCGGAGAGAAGCCUCUGAAUAUGAAAAAGAAAUUGUCAAUUUGCAAGCCAGCUUUCAACUCCGAUGUCAACAGUGUGAGGUUCAGCAGAAAGAGGAAGUUAAUCGUUUACAGGGUGAACUUGAAAAGUUGAGAAAGGAGUGGAAUGCUCUAGAAUCUGAAUGCCUUACUCUAAAGAAAGAGAAUACUUUGCUUGCAUCUGAGCUUCAACGACAAGAGAAGGAGCUACACAGCUCUCAGAAACAGAGUUUAGCGCUAACCAGUGAUCUAAGUGUUCUUGAAAUGACUCGCAAAGAACUUGAAAAUCAAAUGGGAACUUUGAGGGAACAGCAUCAACGGGAUGCAGUGAGUCUAAAAUCUCUACUCACUGAGGCUGAGAAUCAAGCAAAGGAUGUACAGAAAGAGUAUGAAAAGACACAGGCUGUACUCUCAGAGCUGAAGUUGAAGCUUGAGAUGACUGAGCAGGAAAAGCAAUCAAUCACAGAUGAGCUCAAACAGUGUAAAGAAAACCUGAAGCUGCUACAAGAAAAAAGAAACAAUCCUUCCAUAUUACAACCCGUCCCAGCCGUAUUCAUCGGCCUAAUCCUGGCUUUCCUGUAUUGGUGUUACGGCCCAUUGUGGUAGAGAAAGAGACAGUGGCCUUGGAUGCCUGUGAUGGCAGCUUUGGUUGCUGUAACAGCCGUGGUGCUGUACCCAGGCCUAACCAGAGCUUCUCCAUGAGAACUGUUGUUGAAUCCAUACACCGUCCUCCCUUUUAGAAGCUGGCAUCACUCUCAUACUGGGGGAAAACAGAUUAAUUCUCUUCCUUUUUACCUCUUAAUACAAUGCAGCUCUGCGUGAGAACAGCAGUAGAGUCAUUUGCUUUAAACUGUAUAAAAUGUAUCUGUCUCUAAAGAGGGAAUAAAAUUGUGACUUCAUUCUACUGUGAGCAAUACUUUUGCUUACAAUUUCAUGUAAUUUUUAAAUUGGUAUGUUGGGAUUCUGAAUACUAUAAUGGUGGCCUAAAAUAGGCUUCUUGGUACCAAAUUAUUUAUAAUGGUUAGGUUUGUGGAUAUUUUGCUUUAGAAUCUGAUUGCCAGGUUUAAAGGAUAAACAUGCUUUUCUGAUUUGGAUACCCAUGCCAAAUAACCGUGUAGCUACUUGGAACACAUGUGGUGUGCUCAGUGCCUUUCAGUUUGGGGUUUUUUUCACAUUAAUAUAUACCAUUUGACUUGCUGUCAGUCACUGAGCUAUUGGGAACAAGAUAAUGUCUCUUUCCAGGCCUUUUGAAGGAAGCAAAUAGUUUUCUUUGGUGAGGAUUUUGGUUUAUUAAUGAUUUUGGGGAAUAAAUACAGUUCAUGUCCAGCCUUAAAGAGAUAAGAUAGAGAAGACAUUGAUGGCAAACACCAGCCUAGAAUAUUUUGUGUGUGCGUGAGUGCAAGCAUGUGUGUGUUCUUGAGUGAACUAAAAGGUAUUUCUGGGAGCAAAUACUUGGUCAUUUGAUGGACAUAGUGCAGUGAUUCAACUUAUGUUAACUUUAGUUUGAAUGUAAUUUAUUAAAUUUCAUAUAUUUAAAGAGACAGUCUUUAAAAGUAUGAAUACUUUCUCACAUAUCACAUUUUAUCCAUUUAUUUUUUUCAAUCAUUUAAUACUUUCAAAAUUGAGCUGGAGAAGUAAUAUUUGUCUCUUCAGAUAAGCUUUUAUUGACAUAACUUCAUUAAGAAAACUGCAAGAGUGCAUAUAUGAUUAACUGAGAAAAAAGAUUCCAUGGUGGACAAAGUAAUUGCAAAGCUGGGAUCAGUUAACUGAUCAAGUGUGCAUCAGUUGAUGAGAUGGUUUAAUUUUGGUAAUUAGAAGCUUUGCAUCAACAUGGCGUUAAAAUACAGUACAGUGGUCCCCAUUAAAAAGUGUAUUUUCCUAGUCUAAGAGCGUUAACUGUUGUUAAUUAUUGACUUUUAAUGAGAACCACUGUAACUGAGCAUUGAAUUUAAAUGUUGGCUACAAGUUGUCUUGCGCAACUCAACAGUUCUAACAAAAAUGUUUAUUAAGGACUUGUACAGUAUGCUAAAAUGGAUUGCAAAGGAAAAUGGUUUGGUUAAGGGAAACUUCAAAAUAGGAAGAUUAUCUCAAAGAUUUAUUUGGCUUUAAAAUAUUAAUGGCAAUCAACAGAUCUAGUUAAAUAUUUAAAUAGAAAUUUAGUAUAUAAUUUGCCUUGUGAGGUUUUGAGGGUCAUUGUCUGUCCUUUUAAUUAAAGGUUCUAUCUUAAGCUACUUGGGAUUUGCUAACAGGAGGAUCAUUAGAUUUUUGGAAAAAAUAGUCCACAAGUGACUCUUAGAAAGUGUUAUUAUCAUCUAGUUUGUUUCUUUUAUCAUUUUCAGUUGCAGGAAGCCACCCAACCACAAAACACUUGUUUGCCAGUGGUACUCAGUACCUCUUGUAUAUAGGUUAUUGCAAAUAUUGUUCUGAAAUGCUUAACUUCAGAAUUACAUUUUUUAAAGUAAAUAAUUGUUUUAAAUCUAUUUUGUAAAGAUAUAAAAAGUACAUUAGAAUUUCUGGAGUACAGAUUAAACUAUUUGCACUAACACAUGUGAUGUGCAUGAUUUAAUAAAAUAACUUUACUCUCCCUGUG
Messenger RNA from Gavialis gangeticus (Gharial), 5134 nucleotides. RefSeq names its product sarcolemma associated protein (gene SLMAP). Gene Ontology annotation, molecular function: protein binding. The record is from RefSeq and is a predicted model, not a curated record. Bases 619 to 3150 code for a protein of 843 amino acids. NCBI's taxonomy places the organism in Eukaryota, Metazoa, Chordata, Crocodylia, Gavialidae. Gene Ontology annotation, biological process: regulation of voltage-gated sodium channel activity; regulation of membrane depolarization during cardiac muscle cell action potential; protein localization to plasma membrane. The transcript is spliced from 24 exons.